Messenger RNA from Papaver somniferum (opium poppy), 2028 nucleotides. RefSeq names its product ABC transporter G family member 20-like. Gene Ontology annotation, cellular component: membrane. Gene Ontology annotation, molecular function: ATP binding; ABC-type transporter activity; ATP hydrolysis activity. The transcript has a single exon. The coding region runs from base 1 to 2028 and encodes 675 amino acids. NCBI's taxonomy places the organism in Eukaryota, Viridiplantae, Streptophyta, Magnoliopsida, Ranunculales, Papaveraceae. The record is from RefSeq and is a predicted model, not a curated record.
AUGAGAGAGGUUGAGGACCUUGAGGUCACUGCUCUAAAUUCCCAAGUUGAGAUCGAGUUGGGAGGGACUUCGGCAUUUCAUGAUAAUCAUCCUGAAGAACCGAAGAAGAUGAAGGCAACUAUUAGUCCAUUUGUUCUCACGUUCAACAAUUUAACCUACAGCCUUAACAGACGUAAGGAUAUAACACUUCCAAGUAUACUUGGCAGAAAGGAUUCUAAAUUAAUAAAUACAUUGUCGAAAAAAAAAGUGCUGUUGAAUGAUAUCUCUGGUGAAGCUAGAGAAGGCGAGAUUCUAGCUAUACUCGGUCCUAGUGGUUCGGGGAAGUCAACCUUGAUCGAUGCACUUGCGAAUAGGAUCUCUAAAGAAAGCUUGGAAGGAUCGGUGACAAUAAAUGGCGAAGCUCUAGACUCUGGUGUUCUUAAAAUGAUAUCCGCUUAUGUCAUGCAAGACGAUUUGUUAUUCCCUAUGCUAACAGUGGAGGAGACACUCUUGUUCUCGGCUGAGUUCAGAUUGCCUCGUUCCCUCUCGAAAACAAAGAAGAUGGAAAGAGUUCAAGCUGUGAUCGAUGAGCUUGGGUUGCGUAACGCGGCAAAGACAUUAAUAGGAGACGAAGGUUACAGAGGCAUCUCUGGCGGUGAGCGUCGACGUGUUUCAAUUGGAGUUGAUAUAAUUCAUGAUCCAAUUCUGUUAUUUCUCGACGAGGCAACAUCAGGACUCGACUCAUCUUGUGCUUUCAUGGUGGUGAAAGUCCUGCAACGAAUUGCUCAGACUGGGAGGAUAGUAAUUAUGUCUGUUCACCAACCCAGCUCCAGAGUUGUUAGCCUAAUCGACCAUUUGAUCUUCCUCUCACAGGGAGAAACCGUCUACUAUGGCUCCGCAACUAAUCUCUCACUUUACUUGUCAGAAUUUGGUCAUCCCGUCCCAGAGAAUGAAGAUACAAUCGAAUUCAUGCUUGAUUUAUACCGUGAGCUGGAAGGCAUACCCGACGGGACAAAAAAUAUCGUUCAGUUCAGCAAAUCUUGGCGGAAAGUUUAUGAGAAUAGACCAUUCAGUUCAGACUACUCGAAGGGGUUAGGUCUAAGCUUAAAAGAAGUAAUACAUGCUUCUGUAGCAAGGGGAAAACUCAUUCACGGAGACGUUGACAACGUAACUCAAACAUCCGCCACCUCCAAAUUUGCGAAUCCAUUUUGGGUUGAAAUCAUUGUACUAGUUAAACGAUCAUUAACCAACUCAAAGCGAAUGCCCAAACAUUUAAUGCUUCAAGUUGGUAGUAUUGUGAUUGUAGGUUCUAUGUUAGCUAGUGUGUUUUGGCGCCUUGACAAAAAAGCAGGAGGCGUUGAAGAACGAAUAGGGUUCUUCGUUUUCAUAGUGACUACCAUCUUCUUCAGUAGCACGGAUGUGCUGGCAGUUUUCCUCCAAGACAGGUAUAUAUUUAUGAGAGAAACAGCUUAUAAUGCGUAUCGCCGCUCAUCUUAUGUUUUAUAUCACUCAAUCAUAGUUAUACCGACAUUAUUCAUAUUAUCUAUUUUACUAGCAUCAUUAACGUUCUCUUCAGUAGGUCUAGAUGGCGGAUAUUCUGGUUUCUUAUUCUAUUUCUUUGCGAUAUUUGCAUCAUUUUGGGCAGGUAAUUCAUUAGUUAGCUUGGUUUCAGGAUUAGUUUCUCAAGUUAUGUUGGGUUACAUUGUAAUUAUGCCUGCAAUUGGUAUAUUUCUUUUAUUCAGUGGUUUCUUUAUCCAUAGAGAUAGUCUUCCAUCAUACUGGAUCUGGUUCCAUUAUAUUUCAGUGUUGAAAUACCCGUAUCAAGUUAUGUUAUUGAACGAAUUCGACAAGCCAGAUAUGUGUCUUGUCAAAGGUACUGCUGAACCAACUAUGUCCUGUUUAAUGACUGGAUUGGAUAUAGUAAGAAAGCAAGAUGCAACUGAUUUAAGCAAAUGGAGUUGCUUGUGGAUCGCUUUGGCUAUGGGCGUUCUUUACAGAAUUCUCUUUUACAUCUCUUUAGUGUUUGGCAGCAAGAACAAGAGGAAGUAA